AUGUCCUAUUACAACGACUCCGACAACGAGCGCGGCGGAAACCAGGGGCCAGACUCUGGUUAUGGUGGCAAUGGGAGUUACAACGCCGAUUCCAACUCUAACCAGGAUGAUUUCCGAGGAAGCAGUGAUACCUCGGGAAGUGAUGGUCAAUUUCGGAAUAGCGACAGCUAUGGUGACCAGUCUGGAGGAUUUGGUGGCCAGAACGGUCGCAGUGACAACAACAACAACGACGACAGCUAUACCAAUCAAUCCUCGGAGAGAUCAGACAACUAUGGAGGCAACUCUGGAAGCAACCAAGGCGGAGAUUCGGGGGAUAGUGGGUUCGGAGGACUCGUGAAUCAAGCGGCGAAUUAUCUCAAGCAAAGCAGCUCCUCGAAUAACAAUGGCAGCAACAACUCCAACUCCAACUCUGCCGAUAACGUUGUGGAUUCCUUUGUCGAUAAGCAAGUGGACCAAUAUGCGCCGUCGGGAUCGGAUGGUUUUGUCAAUCAGGGCGUCAACAAUGUCAUCAACAACACGAUGAACAAGUAUCUUUGA
Messenger RNA from Penicillium oxalicum, 537 nucleotides. RefSeq lists its product as uncharacterized. Lineage: Eukaryota; Fungi; Ascomycota; Eurotiomycetes; Eurotiales; Aspergillaceae. Bases 1 to 537 code for a protein of 178 amino acids. The record is from RefSeq and is a predicted model, not a curated record. The transcript is spliced from 2 exons.